Molecule: messenger RNA, 2841 nt
Organism: Sus scrofa (pig)
Lineage: Eukaryota; Metazoa; Chordata; Mammalia; Artiodactyla; Suidae
Gene: TAPBPL
Product: TAP binding protein like
Source: RefSeq, a predicted model, not a curated record
AGUCAGUUCCUCCUUUCGUCCACCCCGCCUACCUUCUGUACUUCUGUCUCCACUUUCUUGGGAUUGGUGGGGAAUAAAAGGGCGCACACAGUGAAGUCAGGUCAUGAAAGCACCAGGGGACUUUUUUUGCGGGGGCGGAGGUGAAAAGAAAGGAGAACGGUGAACAGGCCUUUGGCUCCAGUAAGAAUGGCUCCAGCCAGAGGCAAAGGCAGCCACGGUGACUCUGCCUCAAAGUGAAAGCGAAAGCCAAGUAGGCGGAGAGAACAGAAAGGGCCAGGCAGCCGGCCAGGCAGGGGUGUUUGGAGCCCCUUCUCCAGCCGGGUCCUGGCCAGCGUGGGGGACUGAGGAAGGGCAGCGGGGGAGAGGGGCCUGAGAGCAGCCCCCAUGGGCGCGGAGGGAUGGUGUCUGCUGCUCUGCUUGCUUCUCUCCCGGGUGGCAGACGCCGUAGAAAGGCAGUGGCGGGCAGUGGAUGUGGUCCUGGACUGCUUCCUGAUGGAGGAAGGUGGGCACCGUGGAGCUUUUGCCAGAAGUGGGAACAAGAUGAAGGCCUUGUUGGUGCUGAAGCAGGCGCCAGUGCCAGAUGAUGGCUCCCUGGAAGGCCUCACGGAUUUCCAAGUGGGCACGCUGGCCAAGGACGACCCGCCCAUUACCUUCGAGGCCUCAGUGAACCUGGUGCAGCUUCCCCAGGCCGAGGCCUUGCUCCAUGCUGACUGCGGCGGGAAAGAGGUGACCUGUGAGAUCUCCCGCUACUUUCUCCAGGCCAGGCAAGAGGCCACCGUGGAGACGGCAGCCUGGUUCAUCACCAACGUGCAGGUGUCUGGAGGGGGACCUAGCAUCUCCAUGGUGAUGAAGACUCUCGGGGAUGCUGAGAAGGGGGCUGCUCUGCAUCCCACGCUGAAUGUGCCCCUGAGCCCCCAGGGGACUGUGCCAACUGCAGUGGAGUUCCAGGUGACAACACAGACCCCGUCCUUGAAUCUUCUGCUAGGAUCCACAGCUUCCCUGCACUGUGGCUUCUCCAUGGCCCCAGGCUUGGACCUCACCAGCGUGGAGUGGCGGCAGCAGCAUGGGGGCAGUGGCCAUCUGGUGUACAGCUGGACCACCAUGGGGCAGGGGCAGGCCCAGCGGGAGGGCGCCACCCUAGACCCUGAGCAACUGCUCAUGGCUGGGGACGCCACCCUCACCCUACCCAGCCUCACUGUGAAGGAUGAGGGGGCCUACAUCUGCCAGAUCACAACCUCCCUGUACCAAACUCAACAGAUUGUCCAGCUCCAUGUCCAAGCUGCCCCAAAAGUAAGACUGAGCCUGGUGAAUGAAGCUCAUUCACAUACCCUCAUCUGCAGUGUCACUGGCUAUUAUCCUCUGGAUGUGACGGUGACGUGGAUCCGGGAGGAGCUGGGCGGAGCCCUGGUUCCAGUCUCCGACGCCUCCUUCUCCAGCCUUCGGCAAAGCGCAGCAGGCACCUACAGCAUCUCCUCCUCCUUGACAGCAGAUCCUGGCUCUGCGGGUGCCACUUACACCUGCCACAUCACCCACAUCUCCCUGAAGGAUCCCCUUGUGGCCAACACCUGGGUUGCCCCACAAGCCACAGAGCAGGGGACGGCCUUUGGAAUCCUUUUUGCCAGCAGCCUCUUCCUCCUUGCCCUGCUGUUCCUGGGGCUGCAGAGACGCCAAGCUGCCUCACCAAAGCCUGCCGAGACCCCGCGGCACUUUGGGUAGCCACUCUCCCGCCUUAGACUUAAGAGGCAGUCACAUUCUCCCAGGAGGACUCUCAGCCAAGUCCCAGAGCUCAAAAAGGCCCAAGAAUGGUAUGGAGAAGGCACAGACCUCUGGCUCUGGGUGUCUGCAGGCCUCAGCCUUCCUUCACUGUCCUGGACUGAUGGCAUACAAGGGAGAAAUGUGAACUGCUGAGAGGGUGGCAGAAAGGCAGGAGGGUGGAGGUUGAAACACUGAAUUCAAGGUGGUAGAAAAAGGUAACAGAAAAAAAUUAAGGAAGAAGCAAGUGAGAGACACUGAGGCAAGGGGGUGGGUGUUGGGCAACCACACACAAUCACUGAACUCUGUCCAAAUCAAAGCCCCUCAUGUCCUCAGAAGCAAAGCCUUUCCACUUUCCUGUCUUUUCCACACUGAGUCCCCCUGCCCCCUGCCAGCCUCUUGGACAUGUGAAAGGGAGACACACGCCACCCCCCACCAGAGGCAGCCCUGGGGCCCCAUCUCAGUUGCUCUGUGUAACCUUGAGCUGGGACUGAGGUCCUGCCCCUUUGGACAGUUGCUGGGCAUUUCAGGACACCUCCAGACCCCUCACUCCCUCUGCUGCAGGGGAGCGGUCUCCCUGCAGUCAUUCCUAAAGUAGCCCUGGCCAGUGCAGUGGAACUUGGCAAAGGCUGCUGUGUGCAAGGACUUCGGGGUGCAGGAUGCGUCCACUGCAUGUCUCCUCAGGGCCCAGCCCAGCAGCUGGAGGGGGGAGGUGGCAGAUGUCUGAGGGAACCCGCAGGUGUUUGUCAGUGAGAUGCCCGCUCGGCUUCCUGCCCUGGCUUCCUGUCACCCACACCUGGAAAGCUGGGCUGCUUUAGGCACCAGCGCUGAGAGCCUGAGAGCGGAGACCACUUCCCCUGCCUACACCCAGAUCUUUCAUCUCAAGAAGACUCACAGCCCACAUAAGCUGCCCUUCCGGCCUAAGGCAGCAUCAGAAAGAAUUAGAAACAACACCCCUCCCCCCCAAUCACUCCAACCCAAACAACAGCCACGUCAGUUGAGUGGUAGGAAGUUGUAAUUUUUUUUUUCUUUUUUUUCUUUUUUUUUUUUUGCCUUUGUCCAGAAUACAUGAAAUUGGUAAAUAUGCCA